AUGACACUUUGGUGCUUACUUUUUGCUUUGGUGCUUGGAACUGCAUCUGCUGGAUGGCUCCGAGGACCUGAAGAACGCAUCGUGAACGGGCAGCCCGUAAGAAGUCACAUUCCUUUUCAAGUGGCCCUGAUAGAAAAUAAGUCUGUGAAGUGUGGUGGUGCUAUAUACAGCGAAAGGAUCAUUCUGACUGCAGCGCACUGUGUAACGUACAGUCAGGUCGAACGUUUAUCAGUACGGGCCGGAUCUGCUUCUUGGAAUUGUAGUGGACAAUUGCUAGCUGUACAGAAAGCUAUUAUCCACGAACAUUUUUAUUCGGAAAAGUAUCAGGCUGAUAAUGAUAUAGCAGUGCUUCUUCUGAGCUCACCACUCAAGUUUGACAAUUCCACGAAAAAUAUCGAACUGGCCGAGAGUGCUCCCUGCGAUGGAACCCCGGCUGUAGUUAGCGGUUGGGGAAGUGAACUUUUUGAACCUGGUGAUAAAGAUAGGUUGCAUUCCAUUGAAGUGACCGUAAAAGAUCGAAAUAGGUGCCAGCAAGGCUACAAUGUAUUGGAUGCAUUAUUGGCUGAAGACAAGACUAUAGAUAUAGGGGAGGACAAAGUCUGUGCUUCCUCAUAUGGCGACGGUGCUUGCUUCGGAGAUUCCGGAGGACCUUUGUACACCUCGGAACCCACUCAGCUCAUUGGCAUCGUGUCUGGAGGGUUCCGUUGCCUGACGCCUGGCUUAUACACCAAUGUUGCAUUUUUCAAGACAUGGAUCGAGAGUGCUGUAAGCCGUUUAAUUUGAUCUCAGGAAUCCUUGAGAAUAAAGCAAUAAAAAAAAUGUUUUAUGAAGUUGUUUACAAAUUUUAUUAUGCAUUUAUGAGAGUUAUAAUUACUCUGCAUCUUUUUUUCCGGUAAUUAUUUUCUUACAGUAAGGGAACCUAAAUAAUAAAUAAAAAAUAAAACCUCAAUUAUUAUUCUUCUUCAUUAAAAUACGCACAAAAAUUGUGUUGAAAAAAAGCUGUUUAUGCUAGGACUUACAACUUUUACACUUUGAUUUAUGAAUUAUCUGUCACUAUAAACAAGAUGGUAAACUGGUCGUACAAGGAUUCUAGUCUAGAAAGUAUAUAAUGACACUUUGGUGCUUACUAUUUGCUUUGGUGUUUGGAACUGCAUCUGCUGGAUGGCUUUAUUUUGUACCCUUGUGAAAAAAGGCCCAUUUACCAAAGAUU
This is a messenger RNA of Drosophila biarmipes, 1210 nucleotides long. Its product is annotated as trypsin iota-like. The record is from RefSeq and is a predicted model, not a curated record. The transcript has a single exon. The coding region runs from base 1 to 783 and encodes 260 amino acids. Gene Ontology annotation, molecular function: serine-type endopeptidase activity. Lineage: Eukaryota; Metazoa; Arthropoda; Insecta; Diptera; Drosophilidae. Gene Ontology annotation, biological process: proteolysis.